AUGGCAGUCAGACUCGAGCGGUUUCUCAAUACGACCGGAUUCUUCUUUUUCGCCCUCAUCCUCUUCUGCCUUAUCCUCCUCACCCCGGCCGACGCCAUCUACCAAUGCUACGAAACAGACCGACUCACCAACAUUUUCUUCAUCACCGGCGCAUACGUAAUUACUUUUCUUUUCGCAGUUCUCAUUUAUUCGACGCGCAUUUACACAAAUCGCAACACACUCACCGGCAUCCCGAAAGCCUGGAUUCCCGUGGAGAAGGAAGAUGUGAACCGGAGCGUCAGACGACUGGUCAAAGAAGGUCUCGCCCGUAGCGCGGUGAUCGCAUACCAGGCGCGUCCACGCGAUAUUGCAGCCGACGAGGACAACUUCCAAAACCACCAAGAGCUUCUGAUUGACUCCGAACGGCCCCCGUGGGGCCAUGUCGAGCACCCCGGCUGGUCUUCGCCGGCCUCGCCAGAUCUGCCCGAUUUGCCAUAUCGCACGGUCAUUCAGGAAUUACCUAGCUUGAUUGAAGCUAAAGCUGUGUCCCUUGCUCCGGCCGACUCGUUAUCGCCUCCCCAAGACCCCUUUGGCCCGUCGGGCGAUCUUACGACGCAUUCUCUGCCAGAUACGCGGGUUGUGGAGGUGUUGCAGCGCCCCGCCUCUAUGGGGCUGAGGGAGUACAUUCGGCACCUCACAUCCCUGGGAGUAAUCUACCCUCCCGAAUUAGGGGCUGAAUUUCUCGCGCUUUACGAACAUGCACGAUUCUCAUCACGGGACCUACAUGAGGCUGAGUUUCGUGAUCUCAUGCAUCUCUUUGCUGAGAUUCUGAGAGGAAUGACGACUCUUGCAGCGCCGAUCCUAGACGAAAUUUAUGACAGUGCAAGCUUCCGACAAGCUUAUUCUGAAUCUAUCAUCGGGCCUUCAGACGAAGAGGGCGAGACGGAUACUGUCGACAAUUCUGCGUACGCGCGGUCUUCGAGACUAAUGCGCAAUAACAGCCUCCGCCCAUCCAAUGCGUCCACUUGGGAAACCCAGUCUGGGUAUGACACUGCACCCGCAAUGCAAAGCCCUCACUCGGGUAUGUCAAUUGAAAGCGGCUCCUACAUGGGACAAGGUCGUUUCCGCACGCCUUCUACAAGGUCCCUCCGACGCGCUCAAUCGUGCCAGUCUGGCAGCUCGGCGGGUAGUGUCAUUCGCCUGUCACAACCACGAGACCUUACAGAUCUACCAUACACCAUUGACUACGCUGGACGUAGGCAUUGA
Messenger RNA from Penicillium antarcticum, 1245 nucleotides. RefSeq lists its product as uncharacterized. Lineage: Eukaryota; Fungi; Ascomycota; Eurotiomycetes; Eurotiales; Aspergillaceae. The record is from RefSeq and is a predicted model, not a curated record. Bases 1 to 1245 code for a protein of 414 amino acids. The transcript has a single exon.